Molecule: messenger RNA, 204 nt
Organism: Rotaria sp. Silwood1
Lineage: Eukaryota; Metazoa; Rotifera; Eurotatoria; Philodinida; Philodinidae
Source: the annotation of a GenBank genome assembly
AUGUUAACUAUACAAGUGAAUUCUGAAAUAGCACCUUAUACACUUGAUUAUAUUCGUAUGAUUUUACCUAAUGUAUCGCCUGAAUUAAUGCCUGCAUUGAUCAAAAAAUAUGAAGAAGAACAAGUAUUUUCAUGUAUUUUAAUAAACGAUUUCAUUCAUGGAACAAUGUGGCCAUUAUUAAAACGUGCAUCAUUGGUGUUAUGA